Phytophthora megakarya is the source of this 546-nucleotide messenger RNA. Lineage: Eukaryota; Oomycota; Peronosporomycetes; Peronosporales; Peronosporaceae. The record is from the annotation of a GenBank genome assembly.
CGAACGCCGUUACGGGUAUUGAAGAAGUUAUACGAGCUGCUGAAAGGACUGCUACGAGCAGGUUUGAUAACGUUCUCCAACAGCCCUUGGGCAUCACCCAUUGUGAUAGUGCUGAAGAAGAAUGGGGUUGACAUCCGGUUAUGCAUCGACUACAAGCGCGUAAAUGCUGUUACGACCGUUAUGGAAUAUGCAAUGCCCUUGGUGGACGAUUUGUUGACGGACAUGGAGGCGUACUUAUGGUUUUGCUCGCUUGACGCGGCAAGCGGGUUUUGGGCUGUGAUGAUGACGGAGAGAGCUCGGAAGGUAUCUGCUUUUGUCUGCGCACUUGGGCAUUUUGAUUGGCGCCGGAUGCCGCUCGGUCUCAAGAAUGUAUCUAUGAUUUACCAGCGAAUGAUGGACAACGCCUUAUGGGGGUUCGUUCAACCGAAGGGUGGUUGGAAAGAGUACUCUGAGCGUAUACAGCUAGCUGAAGAAGACGUCGAACGUACCAAGACAGGGGUGGCAGAGAGUUCAACGAGGCUUCGUUCCAAAUUUGAGGCCGACUGA